UCGUUCACUUUUGCUGUUCGUUUGAUUGAACUUCAAUAAGAUACGGCAAAAUGUAUUUUGCGCCGGAAGUGCGUUAUCUAAACAUUUUUAACCAAUAGUAAUGAAUUGCUGCUACUACACACUGCGUAUGAAAUGGCACCUUAAAUGUAUUGCCAAAGUUUCAUAAUUUUUUGAAUUUCCUAGUAGGAGACUUUCCUUGUCAGUUUAGGUUAGCCUGACCUGACAUUGACAUAUGUCACGUAUUGUCAUUACCCGACGUACAAUAUCCACAUCUUAUUGGCAUCAUGAGGAACGUCGGAAAAAUAUUUUGCCUCUUCUAUGUAUUUGUUACAUAAGAUUUAGAUUAGUGAAUCUAGCUCGGAAUUAGAUAAAUAUUCUAAAAUAAGAUGAAUACUGCAAAAGACGAGGAUGAUUUUUGGAAUAGCAGCGAGAAGCGGUCGUUCUGUUUCGACAGCGAGGUGGAUCAAUUGAAGAGCGACACGGAGAAAUUGUGGACCGGCAUUUUCAAUACAUCAAACUUUGAAAGUAGCCUUCAAUCUACCAAUGAUCUUCAAACUACAAAACCUCUGCUUUCAAUUAUAUCUGAAAGGAUACUUUUACGCAAUGCAGAUAACAAGUUGGAGGAAGAUCAGAAAACAGAAAAUAAACAUCUAACUGUUGCUCAGCCAGAUAUUACCUUGAGACAAAUAUUGCUCGGUCAACCAUAUUCGUUAGAACAAUACAAGUCUCUUGCUAGCAAAACUGCUCUGUUAGACGCUGCUAUCUCAAAUGGAGAUGGAAAUGCUAUUUUGAUAAUAAUUUUAUUUCUUACAAAGACUUUAAAACGGUCAUUAGUACAAAGACUACUAGUGGAGAGACCAGAUGCAGUAAAUGUGUAUAUAUAUUAUCUUUUUAUAAGGCUGCAAACAAAUGAAAUAACUGAUAUUUUAACAAUGCUGGGUCAUUCCUCAACUGCUGCUAUGAAGAAUCUACAUAUUAUUAUAAAAAACACAAAAGAUCCAAAUAGGCUACUGCAAAAACUUCACAAUUGUCACAAGGCACUUUUUACCAUGUUAUCUGAUUGCAAAGAAACUGCAUUUCUGGAUUCUUAUAUUAAAUUGCUGGAAUGGCAAAUGGCAAUCAAACACAAAAAAAAUGAUGAGGAACUUCCAUUGAAUUCUUCUAUUCUCGAAUCUCUGCGUUAUGCAUGCAAAUACCAUUGCAAUACGCCGAAUGAUUUUGUCACGUUAUCACCUACAACACUCUCUCGAGACCAUGACAUUUCUCCUAGACUAUAUCAGAAAGUUGUUUUACAAGUUAAAGCUGCUUGUGGUGGAUGGGAUGAUAUCGAUCGUUUACUCUUAACAAAAGGAAUACUUGGUAAUACGAAAUUACAAACGCAUUUAUAUGUAGAAGAUAUUUUAAAAGUAUUGUACAAAUAUAACGCAUCACAUGCCGUUCUCGAAAAAUAUCUAAAAUUCAUCGACAAUCUAGAGAAGCGAUUGGAAUUGGCAAAAAAACUAUCUUGCCAUGCAAUAGUAAUUGAUGUACGUAAACAUUUUUCUAACAAUGAAAGAUUAUGGAUAAGAUUAAUAAUAUAAAAAA
Wasmannia auropunctata (little fire ant) is the source of this 1584-nucleotide messenger RNA. RefSeq names its product spermatogenesis-defective protein 39 homolog (gene Vps16B). Gene Ontology annotation, cellular component: cytoplasm. Gene Ontology annotation, biological process: intracellular protein transport; vacuolar transport. The transcript is spliced from 8 exons. Bases 387 to 1580 code for a protein of 397 amino acids. Lineage: Eukaryota; Metazoa; Arthropoda; Insecta; Hymenoptera; Formicidae. The record is from RefSeq and is a predicted model, not a curated record.